Cloeon dipterum is the source of this 3919-nucleotide messenger RNA. It is a transcript of the gene tipE, whose product is annotated as temperature-induced paralytic E. Gene Ontology annotation, cellular component: plasma membrane. The record is from RefSeq and is a predicted model, not a curated record. Gene Ontology annotation, biological process: regulation of sodium ion transport. Lineage: Eukaryota; Metazoa; Arthropoda; Insecta; Ephemeroptera; Baetidae. The transcript has 5 exons. Gene Ontology annotation, molecular function: sodium channel regulator activity. Bases 219 to 1478 code for a protein of 419 amino acids.
GCGGCUCGCUUCUGGGCCCGAGAGUCGAGUCGCGAGGCCAAACGCUGCUGCUCGCUGGCUGGCUCGGUCGGACGCCCUUGGACUCGCCAUGGAUACUCUCUAGUGCCUUACGCUCCACUCCGCUCCGCUCUGCACCUCCGUCUGCACCACUCUGCUCGUGGCGAUGAGUGGGAAUGCCGGCGCCGCCUGAUGAGUAGCGGAGCCGCAGCAGCGACGCCAUGGAAGGGGAUGCAGAGAUCGUGCCGCAAUCGUUGCGCGAAAAGGCCCUUUUCUACACGACCGCCUUCUUCGUCCUGCUCGGCACCUUCAGCCUGUUCGCCUUCUUGUUCCUCGUGCCGUUCGUCAUCGACCCGGCCUUCACCACCAUCUUUAUGCAGUUUGAGCCGCGGCCGGCGCAGUGCGUGACCUCGGAGGUGGUGGUGAAGCGCGGCACCAAGAACUGCACGUGGGCGUCGUGCCGCGAGGGGUGCACGCGCGAGGUGUACAACUGCACGCAGAUCCGCGUCGACUACCGCAUCACGCCGCUCAAGCGGCUUCCUGCUGCACCGUCGGACGGCGACGAGGAGGACGAGGGCACGACGCCGCUGCCCGCCGAGGGGGCGCCGUCCGAGCUGAACGAGUGGAGCGUGGGCGUGGCGAGCCGGAUGGCCGCCAGCAGGCCUUCGCCGGCGGCCGCGUCCGAAGCGGACGCGAGCAGCGGCGCGGUCGAGUGGACGGCCGACUGGAUGCAACGCAGCUCGCCGCACAAACUCAACAAGCGCGACGUCACCAUCGUGCCGCUGAUGAACGACACCUCCGAGUGGUUCUUCACCGGUGCCAAACUCUUCCCCAACGUCAAGGGGUGCGGCUACCCGCCGAUGCUGAACUGCAGCAUCUUUUUGUGGGCGCACCAGACGGUGGGGACCAACUUCACGUGCUACUACAGCCGCGUCGACCCGAUGCUGGUGAUGAGCGACCUGGACAUGAAGCAGGUCUACCUGAACCUGGUGCUGGCGACGGCCAUCCCCAUUCCGUCGUUCAUCAUCUCGGUCAUCUACCUGGCGUUCGCCUACUUCGUCAUCUACGCCGAGGAGGAGAGCGCCGACCCAGAGUCGAUGGUGCCGCCGCUCGGCGACGCCGAGGACAAGGACAACCUCGACGCAGACGCCGACACGGAGCUGCAGGAGCGCAAGCUGCUGCCGCCCGACGACGAGCUCAUCGACGCCGACGACCGCUCACCCACCGACCCUGACGACCUUGUCGAGUUUGCCGACAAGUCGCCCACGUCGGCCACCGCCGCCGACGACGACAACGACCAGCAGGCCGACCGACUGCCCGACAAGCAGCCCACGCCCGUCGAGUCGGCGCCGCUCAACGCCGCAGGGUACGUCAACAACACUGCGCCUGCGCCGCCCGCAAACGACUCGACGAAGCCUCAAAGCAUGAUGGUGGUGCGUCCGACGACGCUGCAGCCGAGUGGUCCGAUAGCGGCCGUCUGAGGCGACAACUGACGGGCCUGCGCGGCCCCGUGUCCUGGCGUCCAUCAAGUUAACUAAAAAAGUUGAGCAAUUCUCCAGCUGCGCAGCUGCAUUGUGAACCAAUGCUGCUGCUGCGCACGCGCAUUUCCAUUUCAAAACAACCGCUUCAAUUGAUCUAUUAAAUCAACCUCGAUGCGAGAAAGAAAGAAAGAAGAAAGAGUCAGAUUUGGUGCGAAUGGACAAACAUUUUUCAACACUCACAUUCACUCACUCACUCGUCACUCACGCCGUGUAAAGAGAAAUUAAUGCUGUCCGUUGCUGUGGUGAUAUUUUCAAAACUUGAUAGUCCAAAACGCUCAUCUCUUUGUAAAUACGUUGUCAAGGUCGCUUGCAGCCGCCGACGGUUGCCGUUAUUUGACAGACGAACGAAUGGAAAGAAGGAAGCAGACUUUUAGCAAACGCUUUCGUUUUCGGUUCUCAGACGAGACACACACGCAAUAAAAUAAAUCUUUUAACGAGACGCGAACGAAGCAAAGACCGCGCGAUCACUCACUUUUCACUCGCAAUGUGGUUUCUAACAUUCUCGACGCAGACUUUUUAAACGUACUAAACUUGUCUUGCCAAAUUUAUCCAGUAUAUGCACCAAACAGCUGAUUGUGGGUCGCCGCCAGAAGAAGCGAAGCCGGCCAAAACCACUCAUUUGCGUUCGUAACAAGCCUGAGGCUCAAUUAAAAUUGCGCAUGCGUCGAGUGUCGUGUUUCGUAGUUAAGCAGCGCGGCGACCAAUCAGAUGCGCCGGCUUUCGAGGCCCGCUAGCUAAAAAGAGGAGUGUAAGUUAAGGAGUAGUAUAGUAUCAGCUCUGAAGCCUUUGUCGCCUGCUAGUAUCUACUCUCCUUUCCUUUCACUCCUCUUAGAGCUCCUCUUUUUACGGUAAAGGCCUAGAGAGCCGGCGCAUCUGAUUUGUCGCCGCGCUGCUUUACUACGAAACACGACACUCGACGCAUGCGCAGUUUUAAUUUAGCCUCAAUUGUCCGUAACAUUCGCAUUGUAUCAUAAAAAUAGGCGCUUAUUUUACAAACGCAACGAUCGGUUUUGGACGAAUUGUGAUGCACGUAGUCGCGGAAGAGUGGCAGAGAAGUCAUUACUCACGCACUCACUCGCCAGCGUGCAUUUGCGCGCUGGCUCUCAGCGUCUUUCAAUGAUAAAAAAACUCAUGUUGACAUCAAGUACUAACGAACGCGCAGACAAGCAAGUCGAUGAAAAGAACGAAAGAAAAACUCUUACUCAGACUACACAAUGAUAAAUACAUAGUGUGUAUUUUUAUGGUGCGCUCGCUCGACCGGUAAAUAAUAAUAACAGGAGGGUGAUUAUGAUUUUCGGUCUGGUCGAGAGGAAAAGAAAUAAUUAAAAAUGAUCUAUAAAACGGCGCGCACUUCUUAUGAUGCGUAAAUGUACGCUACUUACUUAAAUCCGCAGCUUGGCGCGAAAUGCUAAUCAAACUCGAGGAAAUACUGCUUUUUUGCGAAUAACCAACCAACCAACGAACGAACAAACUCGGCCGUUUCAGUACAGUAUAUUUAUAUACACACACUUACUCUCACUCACUCACUCACUGACUCACUCUCGGACACAAAACUCACACUCCAUUGAUAAUCAGCAGCCGCUUUUUGUGCUAGAGGAAACGCUCUCGACUAUGAUAUCGAUAAAUAUUAAAACAAGUUGUAACAAUCUUCGGAAGACAGAGAGACACAAGAGAAUUAAUUUCCAUUCUAAAAAUUGCACCUUUUACGCGCAGCGCAGAGCUACAACAAUUGUAUCGAUUCAUUGACAUGUACCCAGCAUAAAGAAAUACUGCAAGCCUUGAACCGACACCGCCUUUCAUUUCCACCAAAACCCCUGAAAAAAGAUUCAAAUUCGAAAUUUGUUUUACAAGGAACGAAACAGCAGCGCCUAGUGUAAAUUCUAAAACGUGUUUUUUAUUGCCAAUAUUCGCAAAUUUGGGAUUUUCAACAAUUUAGCACAGAUUUUCACAGAUUCCAGCUGGACUUUUCUUUCUUGCCGACGUUGUUUGCAGUUCGUUUUCAGUUACUUAGGUUAGUUACGCGACGAAUAAUGUGAGAGUAAGGCCAUGGCAACAAGGCAUUCAUUGUAGCUUCCUUAAACGUUACGUUGGACAAUCGUAAUCAAAAUCAAGAUCAAGACAAGUUUAGAGUAAAUUGCAAACAGGCACACAAUAGACAGACUACUCGAACCAACAAACUCACAGUCUGCUGCGAUGUUAAUCAAUCGGAUGAUAUAAUAGCGAAUUAAAAUUAAAAGUGAUCUAGACGAGAGACAGACGCGCAGACGCACUCUUCUUUCCUCCUCCUUCGCCUCCUCCAUAAAUAUGUGUAUGUACAGACAAAAGCUUUACAAAUGCGUAAACGUAAAAAGAGACACGACAGAGACAGAGAUAGAGAGAGA